GCUGCCAGUCAAAAACCCAAAAUAUGAGCAAUUACGCUGAGCCAUUUGUGACUACAUACUACUUUGGAGGAACUGCUCUAUACCUUGCAAGGCCAGUAUUGCAACUAACCCUAAAGAGCCUUUUAAGUGCAGCUGUCAUAUCAACCCUGGAGUAAAAUCAAACCGCUGCCCUGCACAGCGUGGACUUGCUCAGAUUAGUGUAACUGUGAUGAAGGUGACAGGUCUAUGGGGAAGUUACACAUCACAGACCAAUGAGUAGGUAAAGGUCCUGAGAAAUCAUAAGGUCUUGCUAGGGAAAACAUCAUUGAUUUGGAACCAAAACUCACCAACCUGGAGCCAGAAGUUUGAUCUCAGCAGCAAACUAAAAGCUGGAGUAAAAAGUGACUUCUGUAGACUUAACCAUGGUUUGCUGUACUACAAGACAGAUAUAACUUGUGGUCUUAGUUUAGCUGGCUCCUCAUGCACAGAGUAUGUCCCCUUCCAUCUAGAGAAGUUAUACAUGUCACAACACGCCCAGCUUUUUCUUUCUGAUUAUCAGAUCUUUGAUGUGUUCUGUGGGUUUUCGCUAUACUCUUCGCAUGCUUUGCAAUUACUUGCAUGCAGAUUUUUGUGGUUAAUAAAUGAAUUAUAAAAGAGCAAGUUAACUUAUUCUUCAAAGUGAUUCAUGUCAUUUUUGGUCAUUAGGGUGCCAAACUGUGAAAAGUGUGUAGGAGGUCAAAUGCCACAAGAGGAACAAUGUGACUAACAGCAAGACUGAGGCACAUUAACAUUUAGUAAAGUUUUGAUUUGACUAGUUUAGUUCUACGGUCAAGGUCUAUGACUACAUGCAGCUGUUUUAACAAUGCACAGGUCAACGUUUAAAUGAAUGCUCAAAUGUUUCACAUGUCUAGAGUGCUUCACCACAGAGUAUAUUCAGCACUGCAGUGGCCAUUUAAGACCACGUAAUUUCUCUGAACUGAAAAGCGUACCCUCACCCAGCCCUCAAUGAGUGUAUUUUUUUUAUUGGUAGCACAUAACGGUAAAGCCCACCCACAAGUUAAGGUUUAUUUCCUACAUAUAGCCCCUUUCACACAUCACUCACAAAUGCCUGCUGGGUAAAACAGAGUAGCUCAAGGAAAGAAGAGCAUCCAUACACCUUAGCUGAAUCCAUUUUGCAGGAAUGUGGGCCGGGCUUGUUAUUUAUCUCUUUCUGCCCAUCGUGCAGUCAUGCACUAAAGGUAAACCGAAUGAAUGUGCAGAAGCAAACUUCGCCCCCGGGUCCAACCUGGCCGGAGAAGGAUACGAUGUGACCAAGAUGCAGCGCAAGGGAGCCUUUGUCAUUGACAUGGAUGUCUGGAGGCAAAAUGAUAAAUCAUGCUCUCUUUGCAAGAACCCCUACAUGGAAGGAGCUAAUCAAAAGCUUCCUACAUCUGUGGUAGACUGGAGAGCCAGCAAGAAGUGCAGCAUUCAAGUAUCAAGUUCCCUGUACCAAUCCAGUGAGGAACUGGUCAGCUCCAGCACUUCUUCCAUUGAGAACAACUGGGGUACAAAUUUGGAUAUAGAAACUGACCACAAUACAGGGGGGAAAUUCAUUUUGGCUGGAACUAAAUCGAAGCUUGCCGAGUACUCAAUGGAGAAGACCAAAAAAGACAAGUACAAUUUUGCCAGUCAAAGUGUUUCCUGUUCAUUUUACAGCUACAGGGUCUCCAACAUGCCUGUUCUCCAUCCUGAGUUCAAGCGCUCUGUGAAGGAGCUUCCUAAGAUAUACAAUCUUAAUUUCAAAAACCGUUUUUACAAGUUCAUUAACACCUAUGGAACCCAUUACAUCACUAAGGUAACUCUUGGUGGGAGUGUACACUCUGUGACCAGUAUCAGACAGUGUGAGACCGCUCUUCAGGGCUUAAGUACUGAUGAAGUGAAGACAUGUUUGGAUGUGGAGGCAAGUGCCAGCGUUCUUGGCAAAGUAGAUAUGAAAUCAGAAACUAAGCACUGUAAUGAAGACAAGGACAAAACAGAGAGCAAAAGCAGCUUCUCCAGCCGCUUCAAUGACAGGCUGACCGAGGUGACCGGAGGUCACACUACAGAACCUGAGCUCUUAUUCUCGGGAGGAAAAGACCCAUCAGCUUACAAAGAAUGGCUCGAGUCUCUACCACAAAACCCAGACAUGCUUUCUUACUCUCUGGAGUCCCUGCAUGAGCUGAUCUCCGAAAAAGAUCCAGUACGCAAACACUUGCGCCAAGCCAUCCGUGACUACAUCCUGGAAAAUUCCCUCUUGAAGAACUGCACCGACUCCUGCAAAGACGGCGUCAAAACCAACCCAAAUGACCCAUGCGUCUGCACUUGUCACAACAAUCCUGGGAUCACAUCAGACUGCUGCCCGUCUAAGCGUGGACUUUCUCGGGUAACGGUCACGAUCGUGAGGGCUCAAGACCUGUGGGGUGACACGACCACAGGGACCGAUGGGUACGUUAAAGUGUUCGACAAAAGUAACAUUCAGGUUGGCCGCACUGAUAUGAUCCUAAAUAACAACUCACCCCACUGGGGGAGAACCUUUGAUUUGGGUGAUGUUGUCCUGGCAGAGAAUGACAAGAUCAAAUUCGAGGUGUGGGAUGAAGAUAGUAAAUGGAACGACGAUUUGCUGGGAACCUGUGAAGUACCCAUAAAAGCAGGUCAGAAUGACAAUUUCUGCACUUUAAAUCACGGUCUGCUGUUCUACAAAACAGAAGUGACGUGUGCCCCAAGUUUGUCUGGUCCCUAUUGCGCAAACUAUGUCGGUUCACCCAUGAACUUUCACCUGGAGAAGACAUACGUAUCUCGAAAUGCACGACCUGUGCCAGCAGAAAUACUGAUGAGCAAGGGAGUACUUCUGGAUAAACUUUACGUAUAUCAAAAGACAAAUUACAAUGCUAAAACUAUUCUGUAGCAAGUUUUGGCUUCAGAUCUUAUUAUGCGGCUAUUCGCAAUAUACCUUUAUUCUCGCUUUUAUUUAUCACUAUUAGAAAAACAUAUUUAAUAUAACUCUUUAAUAUUUCUCAAAUUCGGAAACGAUGUGUAAUACAUAUUAUGCUUGCAUAUAUCUUUAUUGCAGUUGCAAUUUUUCGAAACAUCGUAUACAUUGUAACUACUGCGUUAUGCUCUUUCAUUCUACACAUCAUUUAAUUGAAAUUAAUAUUAUUUUAAGUAGCAUCAUUUCAUAGUCUUCACAAGUAAUUUUAUGAGUCACUAUGGCACUUCAUUUUAUUGUGUGUAAAAACAAUCUAUAACUAAUAAUGCAUUGCUUUGCGUUAUUAAAAGUUCAAAAG
Molecule: messenger RNA, 3281 nt
Organism: Carassius gibelio (silver crucian carp)
Lineage: Eukaryota; Metazoa; Chordata; Actinopteri; Cypriniformes; Cyprinidae
Product: perforin-1-like
Exons: 5
Coding region: 1160-2902 (580 amino acids)
Biological process (GO): leukocyte mediated cytotoxicity; immune response
Cellular component (GO): membrane attack complex
Molecular function (GO): pore-forming activity; calcium ion binding
Source: RefSeq, a predicted model, not a curated record